AUGUUGAAACUGACACCAGCAGAGAUUGCAGAGAAGAAACGCUUGGGUCUAUGCUUCAAAUGCCCUGAAAAAUGGUCAAGAACUCAUGCGUGCCAGAACAUGAUGUUACAAGUAUUCACGGUGAUAAAUGAUGAAGAAAUUGAGAUUGUGGAGGAAGAUUGGAUGGUGAAAAUGGAGGAUAAAGAAAAUGUAGAACCAGUACUCAUGGAAUUGUCAUUAUCAUCGUACCUGGGUUUGGAUUCACCUGCAGUAACGAAACUCUGGGGUGAGAUUGAUAAUGUCAAGGUGGUGGUAAUGAUUGACAGUGGAGCUACACACAACUUCAUUGACCCAUCCGUACUUAGCAAGACUCGUUUAACACCAACGAAGAACAGAUGUUUAGAGAUCUUGUUGGGUACUGGAAUCACUGUCAAUGGCCAUGGAGUUUGCAGAAACGUUGGAGUAACGUUACAAUCUCAUGAGUUCGAGAUGAAUUUUGUAGUUUUGGAGCUGGGAAAUGCAGAAGUGAUUUUAGGUAUCGAUUGGCUAAGAACAUUGGGCAAAUGCGAGCAUGAGUGGGACAAGCAUGAGAUGUCUUUCAUGUACAAAGGUUCACUGAUAACUCUUUAUGGUGACCCGGCUCUUCAGAAAGAAGGGAAGUCUUUCAAGGAGAAUCACGCUCUCAACAGUUUGGAGUUAGCGAGUUUUGAUUUGGAUUUCUUUGAAGUCAAUAAUGUGGAAGUGACGGACAACAUACCGGAGGAAGUGGAAGAAGUCUUAACAAGGUUUGAUCACGUGUUUGCAGAACCUACGCAGUUACCUCCGAUCCGAGGCAGAGAACACACGAUCAACUUGUUACCUGGAGUAGGCCCUGUGAGUGUAAGGCCAUACCGUUAUCCACAUGCAUAUAAAGAAGAAAUGGAGAAACUGGUGACUCAGAUGCUUGAACCAGGGACCCGUCCGAGCAAGAGUCCCUUCUCGAGUCCAGUCUUAUUGGUGAAAAAGAAAGAUGGAAGUUGGAGAUUCUGCAUUGAUUACAGAGCGUUGAACAAGGCCACGGUGGCAGACAAAUUUCCGAUACAUGUCAUUGAUCAACUCUUUGACGAAUUACAUGGAGCUAGAGUAUUUUCAAAGUUGGAUUUGAGGGCUGGUUAUCACCAAAUCAGAAUGAUGGAAGCGGAUAUUGAGAAAACGGCGUUCAGAACCUCAAAUGGCCAUUACGAGUUCUUGGUUAUGCCGUUUGGCCUUACGAAUGCACCGGCGACAUUUCAAGCACUCAUGAACGAGAUUUUAAGGCCGUAUUUGGGUAGCUUCGUAUUGGUGUUUUUUGAUGAUAUUCUGAUAUUUAGUAGCAGUGUAUCAGAACAUAUCAAGCAUUUAAUGACGGUGUUGGAGGUUUUUGAAGAACAUCGAUUGUUCGCAAACAGAAAAAAGUGCUUGUUUGGUCAAUCUCGGGUCGAUUACUUGGGCCAUAUCAUCUCGGCAAACGGUGUGGCUACAGAUCCUUCAAAAACAGAAGCUAUGAAGAAGUGGCCAGUGCCGAGAUCAGUGAAGGAAUUGAGGGGAUUUUUGGGUCUCACGGGGUAUUACAGGAAGUUUGUAAAAGGCUAUGGAGCGAUAGCACGACCCCUGACAGAUCUAUUGAAGAAAGACCAGUUUGAAUGGUCUCCGAGAGCUCAAGUGGCGUUUGAAGAGUUAAAGAAUGCAAUGAUGACAGCUCCGGUGUUGGCACUGCCAAAUUUCUCAGAACCAUUCAUUGUGGAAUCGGAUGCAUCAGGUUAUGGGCUCGGAGCAGUGCUAAUGCAAAAUCAAAGGCCAAUUGCGUUUUUCAGCUCCGGUUUAUCAGACAGAGAACAGAUAAAGCCGAUAUAUGAGAGAGAGCUGAUGGCAGUGGUGUUAGCUAUUCAGAAGUGGAGACAUUAUUUGCUGGGAAGGAAGUUCUUUGUUCAUACAGAUCAGAAGAGUUUGAAAUUUCUGUUGGAGCAACGCGAGGUUUCGAUGGAAUAUCAGAAGUGGUUGACUAAACUUCUCGGUUACAACUUUGAGAUUAUUUUCAAACCAGGCGUGGGAACAAAGCAGCGGAUGGUCUAUCCAGAAUUGUUUCUGGAAAUCAACAAUCGAUGUUGGCUCAGCUUGCAGCCUUGA
This is a messenger RNA of Microthlaspi erraticum, 2124 nucleotides long. The record is from the annotation of a GenBank genome assembly. Lineage: Eukaryota; Viridiplantae; Streptophyta; Magnoliopsida; Brassicales; Brassicaceae.